Nicotiana tabacum (common tobacco) is the source of this 523-nucleotide messenger RNA. RefSeq names its product nucleosome assembly protein 1;4-like. NCBI's taxonomy places the organism in Eukaryota, Viridiplantae, Streptophyta, Magnoliopsida, Solanales, Solanaceae. The record is from RefSeq and is a predicted model, not a curated record.
CUUUCUGUCCUCAAAAGAUUUCUCUCUUUUUUCGUUUCAUGUUAGCUCAAAUUUGACUUUUAUUUUAAUCUUUCCAAUUGUUCUUGCACCCCAAUUAUCAAAGAUUUCUCAGCAUUUGGGUGUUACUCAGAGUUUAGUAGUAACAACUAUGAAUGAUCAAAAGGAUCAUCAGGUCAAUACAGCUGAUAAUGUAGGCUCUGAUCUCCCUGCUGCCACUGCUGUUCUUUCUGCUGAGGAUCGUGCAGAUCUUGUGAAUGCCAUCAAGAACAAGCUUCAUGAUCUGGAAAGGAAUCAUUCUGGUUUUCUUGAAAAACUCCCUCCAAACAUUAGGAAACGUGUUGAUGUCCUCAGGCUCAGAGAGAUUCAGCGAUACGAGAUUGUGAAUGAGGCUGAAAAUGAGGGUACAGUAGAUAAAGAAAUCAAUGAAUCAGCAGCAGCCAUUCGUUUGCAAAUCAAUCAUGUUUUCAGUCCUAUGUUUGGCUCAUUACUGGUUUGUUUCUGAUGAAUAUGAAUCUUGCUUGCA